UCCUCGCACGUGCAGAAUAUCACUUUUUUUUUUCUUUUUAAUCUUAGAGCGAAGAAAGAAAUCGCAUCAGACCAAAGGUCCAUCCAAAGCUUUUUUGAAUGGGGGAAAAAGCAAAAGAAAACCAAAAGCCCAAAAUGAUAAAACAACAGAUAAUAAUCGGAUAACACAACACACACACACACAUGCUUAUGUUGUUACAUGGCUAAGCCCAACUUUCCCGAGAAACAAACAAUAUCAACAACAACAACAUGGGGAACGUGGGAGGAGCUCCUCCUCGCGUGUGCCGUCCACCGCUACGGCGCCGAUAGUUGGGACUCCGUCUCCUCCGAGCUCCGCAAGCGCACCUCCACGCUUCACCUCCUCACUCCUCACUCCUGCAAGCAAAAGUACCACGACCUCCGCCGCCGUUUCACCCAAAACGCCGUCGUUUCCUCCGCCGCCGCCGACGGCGCAGCCACCGCCAACGCCGCUGUCGCCUCCAUUCCUUUCCUCGACGAGCUCCGCCGCCUCCGCGUCGCCGAGCUCCGUCGCGAAGUCGAACGCUACGACCUCUCCAUCGUGUCUUUGGAAUCGAAGGUGGAGAAAUUAAAAGAAGAGCGCGAACAAAGCUUGAAAGAGACUGAUGAGAGAGCAGAGAAAGCGGAUCUAGAGAAGGAGGACGGGGAAACCAAGCCGGAAAACUGGUCGCCGGAGAAUAUCGCCGAGAAAGCUGUCUCCGGCGAGGGUUCCGUCCACGACGAGCGGUCCGUCGACGAGUCGAAUUCGACGAAUCUCAAGGACGAUGCGCCGGAAACCGGAGGCGCCGCGGCCGAGAAAGAACCGGAGCGGGCGAGGGAGUGCGGAAAACCGGCAGUGGAGGAUUCGUACGACGGGAGCUCGGAGACGAUAGCGAAGGGAUCGGCGGCGGUGUCGCCGGUGGAGGAGUCGGAGAAGGUGAACUCGGAGAAGGACGGCGGCGGAGAGUCGGCGGAGUCGAAGGGAGGGGAGGAGGGGGCGAAGGAGGUUUGCAGCAGCGAGAUGCAGAGCUCGACCAGCUUGUCGAGGAAGAAAGUGGAGGAACCGGACGAACCGGACGCGGAGGAUCAAUCCGUCGCGACCAAGCGGGCCCACCACGUUGAAUCUAAGUCGUUGGCUGAUUUCCUCGAGAUCCUACGGUCUCACAGGUCCGGAUCAUUUUUCGAGCGCCGACUCGAGAUACAGGAUACCACCAACUACAUCAACAUGAUUCGACAACAUAUAGAUUUCGAAAUGGUCAGAAUUAGACUUGAGGAAGGCUGGUACUCAGGCUGCAAGAGCAAAUUCUUCCGUGAUGUGUUGCUUAUUCUCAACAAUGCCAUUGUUUUCUUUGGUAGAAGGUCCCCGGAAUCCAAGGCUGCCUUGGAGCUUCGCUUGCUGGUUCUCAAGGAGAUGGCUCAAAGGUCCGCCAAGCAGGAUUCAUUGCCAAAAGAAGAAACUCAAGCACCGAAACCGGAACCAGAAGAAACAGACAUGUUGCUGAGGAAACCGAAACUUUCGGUACCAAUGAAUGCCUGUCGAAAGCGCAGCUCGAUCACAGCAAGAGCAGCUUCCACGUCGUCUUCCGGACCCGAAAGGAAAAAGGAGCAAACACAAACAAGUGCAUUGCUUGAUGUAAAACCAGCUAUGAGUUGGAAACAGAGUGAUAAGUCCUCGGAUAAAGCCGAGGAGCUUCCUAGCACGAAGAAGAGAAGGAAAGAAAGACUUAGAGCAGGCGCAAAAAACAACAGCUCGAAUAAAAGUAGUGUUAGCCGUUCUAAUGCUGAGAACAACAAGAACUCAGGUGCUAAUUCUAAUGCCAGUCCCUCAACUAAAGGAGGGACUAGCAAUGAGAUUUCGAUUUCAAAAUCAGACAAGAAGAAUAAUAACAGUAAUGCCAGUGGGAAAAAGCAAAGCGCAGCGAAUUUCUUGAAUAGGAUGAAGCGGGGCUCCUUGUCGAGCAACAGAUCGUUGCCAGAGACAUUGAAGGAUUCUGAUAAGAGCAGCAGAGGAGGGGCAGAGCAGAAGAAGAGUGGCGGUAACAAGGGGAACAGCAAGCAAAAAGAGCAAACCUCCACACGCAAAGCGUCCGGUGGGAAGCAGGCAAAAGAGCACGAGAGUCCCUCAAAGAGGAGCGUCGGGCGGCCUUCAAAGAGAGCGGCUGCAGCCGCAGUGCCGGCUAAACGGAGUAGGCAAAGCAUUGAAACGGAAGUGACUGCUGCUCGGAAUGCGAAGAAGCGAAGGAAAUGAGUGCAGUUUUUUUCCUCUUGACAAAGAUGGUUUUGGCUUUGUCAUGCAGAUGAAAUGGCUCUCGGAGGCUGCUCUGAAAGUCAUGAUCUUGUUAUGGCAAAUGGGUCUCUCACAAUCUAAUAGGGAUUUUGAAGGUGAGAUCUUCAGCUAGUGUAUAACUUCUUUGUAGCAUUGUUGAUUAUUAGGGGUUUGGAUUAGUAUAUUAGAUUUUUCUUCAUUUUGGCUAUUGAAACUUCGUUUAUGCACUUUAUUGGUAGGGGGGAUUGAAUGAUCACUAAUAGCCGUGUGUUUUUUUGUGCCGCAUUUUGAUGCUUCUCCCCCUUUUAUUGGCAAGCAAUGUAUAUAUAUCCUUCAUUUUAAAGCUUAAUAUUUUUCAUCUGAGUUUUUAUGCUCCCUUGAAAUCCUUGAAUUAUUUGAUAUGAAAACAUCAAUACAA
Messenger RNA from Morus notabilis, 2680 nucleotides. RefSeq lists its product as uncharacterized. The record is from RefSeq and is a predicted model, not a curated record. Bases 199 to 2244 code for a protein of 681 amino acids. Gene Ontology annotation, molecular function: protein binding. Lineage: Eukaryota; Viridiplantae; Streptophyta; Magnoliopsida; Rosales; Moraceae. The transcript is spliced from 3 exons.